Messenger RNA from Corticium candelabrum, 846 nucleotides. RefSeq names its product receptor-binding cancer antigen expressed on SiSo cells-like. The record is from RefSeq and is a predicted model, not a curated record. Bases 75 to 743 code for a protein of 222 amino acids. Gene Ontology annotation, cellular component: secretory granule. The transcript is spliced from 4 exons. Lineage: Eukaryota; Metazoa; Porifera; Homoscleromorpha; Homosclerophorida; Plakinidae.
UCUACUUCCUGUAUCUCGGUCGUCAAUAUGAGCUCAAGAAUUAGAAACUAAAGAGUGCUGUUGAACUGUGGCCAAUGGGACUGUUAAGUUGUGUCGGUCGCUUUCUGAGUACUGUAUUGUUCUGGUUGUCAUCUCCUCUACGAUGGCUGAGAAUCAUAAAGAAAAAGAAAGUUGAUAAUGACUUGCUACAAUUUACAAGAACAGCAGAUGGAGGCAAAGCAGACAAGGGUGGUGAUGAUGAUGGAGAGUGGCAAGAAUGGGGGGCUGGAGAUUCUUUUACUGUUGAUAUUGAUCCUGCAUCGAAACCAAGACUUCCUGCUAAUAUGCAUCAACAUGUUGCCGAGACUGUUAGUCAGAUGAAUGCAAGUAACGAAGGGGAAGUUGAAGAGAUUAAUCUAUUCGAAGACAUGCAGCCAACAUUUAGACGUGCGAAGAAAAUCACUGUACGAACAUCAACUAGUGAUGCCACAGAUGAGGAUUCCGGUAAAUUGUCUAGCCGAUUAGCAAUGGAAUCACUCCCACAAACUUCAUCUUCUGAACUUGGAACUUGGAAUGAAAACGUGUCCACAUGGGAAGAUGAGACUGGGAUUGAUGAGAAUGAAUUGACAUGGACAGCAAAGAAUUCCAUGAGAGAAAAGCGGGAGGCUGACCGCAUAAGAAGGCAAGCCGAGAUUGAGAGAAAGAGACACGAGAGAGAAAGUCAGAGACAACAUCGAAUGCUGGGGACAAAACUAGAUUCAUAGGGAACUUUGCAGAUACUAUUUGCUGUAGGUGGCACAAAUGGAAUGUAGCAAAUGAUCUUGUUUACUAGAGCUUGCCAGGAAUUGAGGCAACAAUCUAUUGAAA